Brassica oleracea var. oleracea is the source of this 3000-nucleotide messenger RNA. RefSeq names its product helicase sen1. Gene Ontology annotation, molecular function: helicase activity. The coding region runs from base 289 to 3000 and encodes 903 amino acids. Lineage: Eukaryota; Viridiplantae; Streptophyta; Magnoliopsida; Brassicales; Brassicaceae. The record is from RefSeq and is a predicted model, not a curated record. The transcript has 7 exons.
UUAUAAAAAAGUUGUACUAUGGUAUUUGAACUUUUAAAAGUAAAAAAGUAUUUGAUUUCUCUUUUCCUUACCGAGGAGGAAAAAAUGAGGAGGAAAAAAUGAAGAUACAAACCACAUAUCUUUUCGACUUCCAACACUCAACCGUUCGAUUCCCUCCUUGCAGUGUUUCUUCAUCUUCUUUUUGGAAUAAAUGUAUCUCUCUCUGUGUAAAAAGAUCUAAUAAAUAUAUUUGCAUAGAAUUGGAAGAAACUGAGAAGUCUUGUGAUUGCAGUGAGAGUUAAAAAAAAAAUGCAGCGACUGUGGGAAGUGAAGGAAAAGAAGGAGAAGAAGGAGAGAAUCAUCAAAGGAAGAGAUCUAGUGGAUGUUGUCUUCUCAUGGUCUGUUCGUGAUGUCCUCAACUCAAAGCUUUACAAAGGAAAGGUUGAUAAGAUCCCUAACACAUUCCAGUCAAGCAAAGAGUAUUUUAAGUCAUUUGUUAAUCCGAUCAUCGAAGAGACACAUGCUGCUUUGUUGUCAAGUAUGGAAACUCUUAGAAGAGCACCAGCUUUCAAAGUUUGGGAAAUCAAGCCAGCCAAAGAUUUUAAACCUCCCAAGAAUCUUUAUUACGAGGUUACUUUGCAGACAGUGUCUGAUAAUACGACCAAGGGAGAUGGGAAACUGUUGGAGUUCAACGAUCUCAUUGCAGUGACUGAUAACAAGCCUUGUAGAAUCGAUGACUUGAGAUGUUCCAAUGAGCCUUACUUGCUUGCUCUUGUUUGUGGAGUGAACGAAGAUAACCCACAUUUGAUUACUAUUUUGGCUUCGAAACCCAUCGUUUUCGAGGAAGGUCACAUGGAAACAAGAAAGAAAGGCAAGGGUGUGAAGAAAAGCCUAAGCCUCUUUUGUGUUUAUUUGACCAACAUGAUGACCAAUAUUCGUAUUUGGACCGCCUUGCAUCCAGAUCCUGAAGGUGGAAACUUAAAGCUUAUAUCUAAAGUACUUAAAAGCCACAAUGAGGUUGGUGGUGAAAGUUGUGUUUCUUGCCAAGAAAACAGUGAGAAUAUUAUGCCAAAUCACAUAGAGAAAAGGCUGCGUUCUUUCAAACUGAAUACAUCUCAGGAGGAAGCGAUUUUGCGUUGUCUAGAAGCCAAAAACUGCCGCCACUCCAACAAUAUCAAACUUAUAUGGGGACCACCAGGGACCGGGAAGACGAAAACAACAAGCGUUCUGCUUUUAAACCUCUUUAAAAUGAGAUGCAGGACACUGACUUGCGCUCCAACUAACAUAGCUGUUCUGGAAGUUGCUUCAAGGGUUGUGAAACUAGUCUCCGAGUCAUUGAGGCUUGGUGGAUACGGUCUUGGAGAUAUUGUCUUGUUUGGCAACAAAGAAAGGAUGAAGAUCGAUGAUCGGGAGGACCUUUUCGAUGUUUUCCUCGAUUACCGAGUUGAUGAGCUCUAUGACUGCUUUCAGGCUUUAACUGGAUGGAGAGCAAAUGUUCAACGCAUGAUCUCUUUGCUCACUGAUCCAAAAGAAGUGUAUCGCCAAUCCUUCAUCGAGAAUGACAAGCGUCGUCCUUCGUUUAAAAAGUUCGUAGAAAAGAGGUUUAGUAAACUGAGGACGGACUUGCGUUCUCAGUUCUCAACUUUGUGUCUGCAUCUACCAACUGCUUCGCUCUCCUUUCAAGUCGCGGAGAAAAUGAAUGCCACUAAUGGUCUACUUAGAGCUAUGAAAGUUUCAGAUGUCGUUAGAGUUUCCGGGAAAGAAGAUACAAGAAAGCAAGAUUGUGUGGAGAUGUUAGGAUCGAUUUGCGAAAGCAUCGAACUUCCUGAUUUCAUAGGGAAGUUCGGACUUCAAAGACUCUGCUUAGAAAACGCGUAUCUGAUGUUCUGCACAGCGUCGAGCUCUGCCAAGCUACACAUGAGCUGUCCGAUACAACUCCUCGUAAUCGACGAAGCUGCUCAGUUAAAAGAAUGCGAGUCUGCGAUUCCUUUGCAGCUUCCAGGGCUUCGACACGCUGUUCUAAUCGGCGACGAGAAGCAGUUACCUGCGAUGAUACAAAGCAAGAUUGCUUCGGAGGCUGAUCUUGGGAGGAGCUUGUUUGAGAGAUUGGUGUUGUUGGGUCACAAGAAGCAGUUGCUGAACAUGCAGUACCGGAUGCAUCCUUCUAUUAGUAUUUUCCCGAACCGAGAGUUUUAUGGUAUGAAGAUUUUGGAUGCUCCUUCUGUCAGGGUGAGAAGUUAUGAGAAACAGUUUCUCCCUGGGAAAAUGUAUGGGCCUUACUCUUUCAUCAACGUGCCCUAUGGAAGAGAGCAGUUUGGACAAGGGUUCAGUUCGAAAAACAUCCUUGAGGUCUCUCUUGUGGACGAGAUUUUGUCAAAGCUGUACUCAGUAUCAAGAAAGUCGGGAAGAUCGAUAAGUGUUGGUGUGAUUUCACCUUACAAGGCUCAAGUGUUUGCAAUUCAAGAAAAGAUAGGCAAAAAGUAUGAUACCAGUGAGAAAUUCACAGUGAGUGUUAGGUCUGUAGAUGGGUUUCAAGGUGGUGAAGAAGAUAUUAUAAUAGUCUCAACCGUUAGGUCUAACGGUAAAGGAGCCAUUGGUUUUUUAUCUAACCAACAAAGAACCAACGUAGCACUCACACGUGCGAGAUUCUGCUUAUGGAUUCUUGGAAACGAGUCGACUUUGACCAACAAUAAAUCAGUAUGGAGUCGGUUAGUAGAUGAUGCUAAGGCACGACACUGUUUUCAUGACGCAUAUGAUGAUGAAUCAUUAGCUCGGUGUAUUAAAAGAUCAGCAACAGCCCUUGAUGAUCUUGAUAAGCUUCAGAACAAUAAGCCUCUUUCCUUUGAGAAUUCGAUAUGGAAGGUCAAGUCUGGCUUAAAGAAUGACAUUAUAAGCCAUGUAUCAAGAUCGUUUGCGUUGCUGAGUGUUGUGGAUGAAACCGAGGCACCGAACCAAUCAAGCAAGACUUCUUUGAUGAAUCUUUUCGAAACAAUCGAAGCUGAAGAAUGUGUGGAAGAUUAG